This is a messenger RNA of Pieris macdunnoughi, 720 nucleotides long. Lineage: Eukaryota; Metazoa; Arthropoda; Insecta; Lepidoptera; Pieridae. The record is from the annotation of a GenBank genome assembly.
AUGAAUGCAGUGGUCAGACAAAUGGUUACGCAGCAGACGUAUAGGUUAUGUUAUAGAACUUCAUACAAAUAUUUACAAGCUCCCGUAGCCUCAAGAUGUUAUGUUAUUAAUCGAAAUUAUUGUGAUAACAAAUUAGAAACAAGAAGACUUCCUCAAUUGAUGGAAUUUCCGCCUGUAGUAUGGCCAUCAUUUAUAAAUUUCAUCAAAAACUGGAUGUUUUCAACAUUUAUUAUCCGACCUUAUUUCGAGCCAGAAUUUAGUCUCCAAGAGUUUAUAGAAGCUUCUAAACAUGCUGUUCAGGUAGUGUCAGAAGGCCUGCAGAACAGUGAUUUUAAUAAUUUAGAUGGUUUGGUAGAAAAGGAUGCAAUAUCCACACUUAAAACAGCCGUGUCACAGUUGUCUAUUUCACAGAGGCAAUUAUUAAGGAUAGAUAAAGAUGAUAUUUUCUAUGCAUUUCCAUAUCAGGUAGGUGUUAUGUUUGAUGAUGCUGACAAGAGAUGGGUGGAGAUUACAAUGUGCUAUCAUGUUCUAAGAGGCCUGAAAAGCAUGAAAGACAGUGGAGAUUUACCUCCUAUUACAUUAGGGGGCCAACCAGAAUUUGAAGACAAAAUAUUUAUUCUUAACUACAGAUUCAUUAGAGAGUUCACAAAAGGUGUAGAAGACAGUUGGUGGAUUAAUAUUGUUAAUCAUUUCCAACCACAAAAUCUAAGGAGAAACUAA